AGUCCAAAAAGAGUGGGAGAACCAUGUACUCAAUGCAUGAAUUUGGAGCAGCAGACUUCAAGGCUCUGACAAGCAUAGAAAUAUGGUGGGAGGAUUGGUAUGUAGAUGAAGUCCUGCUUCUAAUGCGUAUGAGGCAAAUCAAUUUCCCCGAGUACUAUGAUUCUACUGACAUAAUCCUGGACCUCAACUUUUACAACAACAUGUCCAAGAGGUACGCAGAAUUGACAAAAGAGAGUACAGUUCCAAAUGUCGUGUCUUUGAAGGUUAGACUUGCUGAAUUCAAGUGGGAUGAUGAUAUGGUCGAUUAUUGUAGGGGUGUCAGACCCUACCCGGGAGGCUGCUCGUGGGCUGGUGCAAAGAGGGUUUUAACAGUGAUGAAUAUUAAUGCCACACAUUUUGUCACUCUCGAGUUCAUGAUUGAAGAGGGAGUGGUAAAUGUGUAUGACUGCAACGUUCCUGUCUAUGAAGAAUCUGAUUUCUUUUGUUUCAUGGAGCCGGUAAUGGAAUUGUGGCCCAAGUUAUUGCAACAGAGUGGAAUGUUCGCACACUUGCCUUGCAAAGUUACUCAAUGAAUCGUGGGAAUUCAAUAGGCUACAGAA
Molecule: messenger RNA, 599 nt
Organism: Lycium barbarum (goji berry)
Lineage: Eukaryota; Viridiplantae; Streptophyta; Magnoliopsida; Solanales; Solanaceae
Exons: 2
Coding region: 24-572 (182 amino acids)
Source: RefSeq, a predicted model, not a curated record